This is a messenger RNA of Postia placenta MAD-698-R-SB12, 1593 nucleotides long. RefSeq lists its product as hypothetical. Gene Ontology annotation, molecular function: ATP hydrolysis activity; ATP binding. The record is from RefSeq and is a predicted model, not a curated record. The annotation marks the transcript as partial. Gene Ontology annotation, biological process: protein insertion into mitochondrial inner membrane from matrix; mitochondrial respiratory chain complex III assembly. Gene Ontology annotation, cellular component: mitochondrial inner membrane. The transcript is spliced from 19 exons. NCBI's taxonomy places the organism in Eukaryota, Fungi, Basidiomycota, Agaricomycetes, Polyporales, Adustoporiaceae.
AUGCAGGCUAUCAAGGGUUUGCUUUCGCCUCUUACCUCUACGUCGGGUCCUAUCCAUGACACCCUUAAACUGGUCGUCAUUGGCGGGACUGUCGAGACAGCAAGGCGGGUUUCGGUAUCCGCUUGGAACGGGUUCAUAGACUCAUUCUUCCUGACCGCACACUUCAGCCAGGAAGACUACCCAUAUGACUGGCUCAUGCACUGGCUGUCAAAACAUCCGGCGUGGGGUCGGAGCCGAGAAUUCGAUAUCACGACCCGCUCUGUAAGCCGACAUGGUCUUUCACAAUCGACCAGUGGGGAUUUGGAAGACGAUGAAGAGGAGGAAGACGACGUAUCCUUUGGGGGCCGCAAAAAGCGCAAAGUGGCAAUCGUCCCUAGUUUGGAUACGACCCACACCAUCUACUAUCGGGGGCAUUGGCUUCGGAUAACGCGGACGAAGCGCUUCCAGGAUUAUGGCUCCUAUGCCGAACUGAGGAUUAGUGUCGUGGCACGAAACAAUGACAUUCUCAAGAAAUUGGUCCUUGAGGCCAAGCGUGAGUAUGAGAAAGACGCAGAACACCGUGUGCAUAUAUUCAUGGCUGAUACGACGUACGGAUGCUGGAGAUGGAACGGGGCAAGGCAGAAGCGCCCCAUGAGUUCGAUCGUCCUGGAACCUGGCGUCAAAGACAUGAUCUUGGCUGACUGCAAAGACUUCUUAUGUUCGGAGGACUGGUAUGCGGAACGAGGUAUUCCAUUCCGCCGAGGUUAUCUUCUGUACGGCGUUCCAGGAAGUGGCAAGACGUCCUUGAUUCACAGUUUAGCCGGAGAGUUAGGACUGGACAUAUAUGUCGUCAGUCUUUCCUCAAAAGGCAUGAGUGACAACACGCUGUCGAACCUGAUGGGAAAUGUGCCGUCAAGAUGUAUACUACUAUUGGAGGACCUGGAUGCCGCCUUUACACGUGGGGUCUCCCGUGACGAGUCGUCCACAGGCGCGCCCAGCACCAGCACCAGCAGCUCUAGCUCCACUUCGACCGCGAAGAACAAGGACGACAGUAAUGAUGGUUCUACAUUGAGUCUCAGUGGGCUGCUGAACAGCCUCGAUGGGGUUGCAGCCGCUGAGGGCCGUCUGCUGUUUGCGACGACCAAUCAUAUCGAGCGGCUCGAUCCCGCCCUCAGUCGACCUGGUCGCAUGGACGUCUGGGUGAACUUCAAGCACGCUACCAAAUGGCAGGCUGAAGGCAUCUUCAAGUGCUUCUUCCCCGUUAGACCUCUCAAGUCUGCCCUGUCGCCUUCCUCGUCAGCCCCCGCCAAAGCAGGUGAUGACCCUACGUCAACAGAGGGUCUCGCCGUCCCCAAACGAAAACGGGCAGCCCAUGCUAUUCCCCUUCUAAGUGAAGAUGAAAUAUCAGAGCUCGCCAAACGGUUCGCAGGUGCCAUUCCGGAAGACGAGCUGAGCGUCGCUGCCUUGCAAGGAUACCUCCUGAAGAACAAAACUCGUCCUCGAGAAUGCGUCGAUGAAGUGGCGGACUGGGUCGUCAAGGAGCGUGAGACACGUGCCAAGCUAAAGAAGGAAAAGGAAGAGCGCGAAGCCAAAGAAAAGAAAGAGAAAGAAGAG